AUGCAAGCUGCAGCGGUUGCAGCAAUGGCCGCUCAAAUCCUCUCUUUCACCGCCGCCGCCACCGCCCAACAGCCUAUCCUCUUUCAUUCCUCUAAUCCCGCAACCCAUUUGUCUCUUCAAUCCUCAUCUUUCCACGGUGUCUCUCUCAAGUUUCCCCGCCAGUUCUCUGCCCUUUCCACCUCUGUUUCUUCCCGGAAGCCACUUACUAUUGUAGCCGCCACCAAAAAAGCUGUCGCUGUCCUCAAAGGCAAUUCCCAGGUUGAAGGGGUUGUCACCCUCACCCAAGAUGAUGAUGGACCCACUUCUGUGAAUGUUAAGAUUACUGGUCUUACUCCUGGGAAACAUGGAUUCCAUCUGCAUGAAUACGGCGACACCACUAAUGGAUGCAUAUCAACAGGAGCACAUUUCAACCCGAAAGGCUUGACACACGGAGCUCCUGAAGAUGAAAUCCGUCAUGCGGGUGACCUGGGAAACAUAGUUGCUAAUGCCGAGGGCGUGGCUGAGGCGACAAUAGUAGACUCUCAGAUUCCUCUGAGUGGUCCACACUCAGUAGUUGGAAGGGCUUUUGUAGUUCAUGAGCUUGAGGAUGAUCUCGGAAAGGGUGGCCAUGAGCUCAGUCUCACAACAGGCAAUGCUGGGGGAAGAUUGGCUUGUGGUGUUGUUGGUUUGACUCCAUUAUAA
Oldenlandia corymbosa var. corymbosa is the source of this 681-nucleotide messenger RNA. NCBI's taxonomy places the organism in Eukaryota, Viridiplantae, Streptophyta, Magnoliopsida, Gentianales, Rubiaceae. The record is from the annotation of a GenBank genome assembly.